UUUUCAUCAAGUCCUAUUCGGGGAGGAACAAGAGCUUAUAGUCUGGGAAGUAUAACCAGCCCCACGUUUCCAGAGGGGUCUCCUGCACACAAUGGUUCUCCUACUUUUUCACCAAUUGCUUUUCACAUAAGAAAGACACCACUGUCAGACCAAAGAAAAUUUGCAUUUUGUUCUCCAGAUAUUCCUCCUUCCUCCAAUAGAAUGACACCCUCAAGUACAAGAAGUCCUUACAUAGAUGGGUGUUCUCCAAUUAAAAAUUGUUCUCCUAUGAGGUUUGGAGCAUGUAGAGGAACUGCCCAGUAUCAGACUUCUGUCAUUAGAAUCCCGAUCGCGGUGGAGAACCAUGGCGAGGAUGAGGAAGACAAGGAAAACGCUUCCCCGUCCGAAGCACGCUUUCCAGAAAUGGGUAAUGAAAUACACUUAGGUCAGCAAGAUGGUGAUACUUUUGCACGUGGUGCGCAUCUCGUCGUAGCAACUGUGUCUAUUACGCCAGAUCGCUCCGAAGCUUGUCGUCCAAGGUUGCCAUCGUUUCAGGAUAUAGAAGGCUUAAAGGAAAAUAAUACUGUAGAUAUGGCUGACGCAGCCGAAGUGUCAGAGGAAAACACUUGGAUAAAAGAAGCAGCUGGCAAUAGCAAUGCACCGAUGACCAGCUUUAUGACAGGGAUCACUUUCAGUAUUGAGAACUCCCGCAUGUGCAUGUCACCCCUUGCAGAAAGCAGUGCAAUUCCUUGUGACAACAGCAGUAUUCAGGUGGACAGUGGCUAUAACACGCAGACGGUCGGCAGCAGCAUUAUGGAUACCGCGGCGGCUGAAAGCAGUUGCCGAGAAAAUGAUGUGAAUACUAACGCCGUUCAGCAUAAAGCUCAGCUCCUUAGAACAAAGGAGUGUUCCGUUUUAAACAGUAAGGACAAUCCCUUGCCGAAAGCAAGAUCUCCGGAGAAGCAAUCCCUUUUCCAGAAAGCCAAACCACCUAGCACAGCGUUUGGUCAAAAUACAGCUUGCAACGUUUCUGCCUGGAAACAUGAAAAGGAAAAUCAAGUUCAGGGAUUUGACAAAAAUGGUAUGUAG
This is a messenger RNA of Eurypyga helias (sunbittern), 1068 nucleotides long. RefSeq names its product bora, aurora kinase A activator (gene BORA). The transcript has 4 exons. Gene Ontology annotation, biological process: regulation of mitotic spindle organization; regulation of mitotic nuclear division; activation of protein kinase activity. Gene Ontology annotation, cellular component: cytoplasm; nucleus. Gene Ontology annotation, molecular function: protein kinase binding. The record is from RefSeq and is a predicted model, not a curated record. Lineage: Eukaryota; Metazoa; Chordata; Aves; Eurypygiformes; Eurypygidae. The coding region runs from base 202 to 1068 and encodes 288 amino acids.